GAAAUAGUAAUAAAGAAGAAAAUGAAUAAUAAAAAAAGUGGGGGUCUGAGUAAAGAGCUUGCUUAAGUCCAAAGCCAAAACCCCCAAAAAAUGAAUGAUGAAAAAUACAUCAUCGGCCGGCCGCCAACAUUAACUUCCGAUCAAUUUCCCGAUAGCUUUCCCCCACUUUUCCUGACUUUCUCUUUAUCCAAACAAACCCCAUCUCUCUCACCCAAGCUACAAAAUCAAAAGUAAAAAUUAAAUCCUUCUAAUGGAUUUCAACGAACUAGAAGCAAUCGAGGGCCUACGGUGGCCGUGGCAUUCAUGGCCCACAACAAAACCUGACGCCUCCUCAUUAACGAUCCCACUCGCCGUCAUGUGCACGCCGUUGACGGAGUUCUCGGAGCUCCCAAUCCUCCCUUACGACCCUCUCAUUUGUUCCAAGUGCGGCGCCGUUUUGAACCCGUACGCGCGCGUCGAUUACACCUGCCGUGUCUGGUAUUGUUCUUUCUGCUUCUCCAAAAACUCUUUCCCUCGAACUUACUCUUCUUCCCUCGAAGAAUCCAACCUCCCCGCCGAACUCUUCCCCAAUUACAGCUCCGUUGAAUACGCGAGGACCGUUAAUCCCGUUACCACACCUAUGGGGACAUCGCUUUCGUCGUCUUCGUUGUCGUCGAUGGCGUCAUCGAUGGGCGGAGAAGCAUGGGGCAGAGGGCCGGCGUUUGUGUUCGUGAUCGAUAUGUGUAUGGAAGAAGAGGAGUUGAGAGGGGUUAAGAGUGAGUUGCUGCGCGUGGUGGAACAGUUGCCGGAGAGCGCGUUGGUUGCUUUGGUUACAUUUGAUGCGAUGGUGAAUGUGUAUGACCUUGGGUUUUCUGAGUGUUCGAGGGUCGUCGUGUUUCAUGGUGAUCGCGAGCUUUCUUCCCAGCAGAUACAAAAGUUUCUUGGAAUCGGUGGUAAGAAGCUACAGCAACUUGGGAAGAGUCUGGUUAUCCAAAAGCAGAGUUUUCUACUGCCUAUAUCUGAAUGUGAGUUCAGUAUAACAUCUGCGAUCGAGGAGAUCCAUUCCUUUGCGCAGGUGACACCAGGUCAUCGGCCUCAGAGAUCAACUGGAGUGGCAAUAUCUACUGCACUCGGACUUUUGGAAGGAUGUUUGGUUAACACAGGGGCCAGGAUCAUGGUCUUCACUUCCGGACCUGCUACUCGGGGCCCUGGAAUUGUUGUUGACUCAGAUCGUGCUAUUGCUAUUAGGAAUCAUAAGGAUCUCAUAAAUGGUCAGGCACCGUAUUAUUGGAAAUCUAGCAACUUUUAUAAGAGAUUAUCGCAGAGACUAUGUGAUUCAUCCAUUGUUCUUGAUUUGUUCGCUUGUUCUCUGGAUCAAUGUGGAGCAGCGGAGCUAAAAGUUCCUGUUGAGAGUUCAGGUGGGUUUAUGAUUUUAGGGGAGUCUUUUGAAUCCGAUCAAUUCCGAAAAUGCAUGCGUCAUAUAUUUAGUCGCGAUGAAGCAGGGAACUUGAAGAUGUAUUUCGAUGCAACCAUCGAGAUAGUGACUACUAAAGAUGUAAAAAUCUGUGGAGCCCUCGGACCUUGCAUCUCUCUUCGGAAAACAAAUAAUUUGGUGAGCGAGAAUGAGAUCGGGGAUGGUGGUACAUAUAUAUGGAAGCUGGGUACACUUACUAGUAAAACAUGUAUUGCUUUCUUCUUCCAAGUAAACUAUGAGCAUAAACCUCAACCCGGCGCUGCGUUCUUGGUACAGUUCAUAACACGCUAUAGAGAUGGGAACAUGGGAAUUCGAAGACGGGUGACAACCGCUGCAAGAAGAUGGGUUGCAAAGCAGUCACCAGAUAUUCGUGCCGGGUUUGAUCAGGAAGCAGCAACUUCAGUUAUGGCCCGACUUGCUAUCCAUCGAGCAGAAACAUGUCAAGCUAGAGAUGUUAUCAGAUGGUUGGACGAUAACCUUAUUCGUUUUGCUUCCAAGUUUGGAGACUAUAUACAGGAAGAUCCUUCGUCUUUUCGUCUUUCAUCGAACUUCUCACUUUACCCUCAAUUCAUAUUCUAUUUAAGAAGGUCCCAAUUUCUCGAUGUCUUUAACAGCACUCCCGACGAGACUGCUUUCUUUCGACUGAUGCUGAAUCGUGAAGGAGUUACAGAUUCUAUUGUCAUGAUCCAACCCACACUCCUACAAUAUUCUUUCGAUGGACCUCCGGUUCCGGUUCUCUUAGACAUUCGUUCUAUAUCCCCGGAUGUUAUUUUACUCUUUGACUCGUACUUUUGCGUGGUUAUUCAUUAUGGAUCCAAGAUUGCUCAAUGGAGAAAGCUCGGUUACGAUAAAGACCCAAAUCAUGGGAAUCUAAGAAAGUUGUUUGAAGCACCGGAGCUGGAUGCAGGUCAGUUGGUGGCGGGACGAGUUCCACCACCGAAGCUUAUUAAAUGCGACCAGCAUAGCAGUCAAGCAAGGUUUCUUCUUGCCAAGUUAAAUCCAUCGGUUACUCAAGAUUCAACGUACACGGAUGGUUCAGACAUUAUAUUUACAGAUGAUUUGAGCUUACAAGUUUUCAUAGAUCAUUUGCAAGCCCUUGCAGUGCAGGGCUAAUUUACUGGGAUUUUGUAUACACCAUCUCUUUGGAGCUACAUAUGUAUUUUGAUUAAAGCAUCUCUUUAGUAAACUAGUGGUCGAACUUUUGAAUCAACGAGGAACAAAGUGAUUUUUCAUUGUAUAUUUUUUUGUAUAUUUUGAGCAAAGAUGUUGUGGAUGCUCAAGACUAA
Gossypium arboreum is the source of this 2739-nucleotide messenger RNA. RefSeq lists its product as uncharacterized. The record is from RefSeq and is a predicted model, not a curated record. Gene Ontology annotation, cellular component: COPII vesicle coat; endoplasmic reticulum exit site. Gene Ontology annotation, molecular function: GTPase activator activity; zinc ion binding. Bases 251 to 2566 code for a protein of 771 amino acids. Lineage: Eukaryota; Viridiplantae; Streptophyta; Magnoliopsida; Malvales; Malvaceae. Gene Ontology annotation, biological process: endoplasmic reticulum to Golgi vesicle-mediated transport; COPII-coated vesicle cargo loading; intracellular protein transport. The transcript is spliced from 2 exons.